Molecule: messenger RNA, 2696 nt
Organism: Myxocyprinus asiaticus (Chinese sucker)
Lineage: Eukaryota; Metazoa; Chordata; Actinopteri; Cypriniformes; Catostomidae
Product: interleukin-13 receptor subunit alpha-2-like
Exons: 9
Coding region: 1016-2365 (449 amino acids)
Biological process (GO): cytokine-mediated signaling pathway
Cellular component (GO): external side of plasma membrane
Molecular function (GO): cytokine receptor activity; protein binding
Source: RefSeq, a predicted model, not a curated record
CUUCAAUCAAAGUAACUGCUUUUAUUUCAACAUUUUGUAAAGCAAACAUAUGCUGAAAUUGCAUGUUGAUUUAUUAUACAUUAAACCUUAAACACUUAAGAGAACAUGCUAUAACCAACAGGGAAACAAAAAGGUAACAGUGUAAAUAAUAAAUUAUGUUAUAUUUAUGCAUUUGGCAGACACUUUUAUCCAAAGCAACUUACAGUGCCCUGAUUACAGGACAAUCCCCCUGGAGCAACCUGGAGUUAAGUGCCUUGCGCAAGGACACAAUGGUGGUGGCUGUGGGAAUUGAACCAACAACCUUACGCUUAUCAGUUCAGUGCUUUAGUCCAUUACACCACCACUUAUAUUGUAUGUUCUAAGAAAAUAUAAUAAAUAACCUUAUUUUUUAACUAACAGAAAUAAUAUUAUUCACAAUCUGCUUACCCUACAAAUUUACUGUAUUUAACUGUAUCCAAAUGUACUGUUAGUUUUAUUUCAUUUAAUUUCAUACAACUUUAUUAAUCCCAAAGGGGGCAAUUCAGUUUGAUGCAUAAAACAAAACAAAAGACAAACAAUAACAUAUAUAUAAAAUUUAAAAAAAAAAUUAGUAACAUGAUUAUGUGAAAAUAUGUACUUCAAAAUUACAAUACUUUCUACAUUAAGGAUCCGUCUAAAGGAUAAAAUGGAUAAAUGGGUCAAUAUACACAAUAAAAUUGUAAAUACAUGACCUUUCCAACAUUACACAGUUCUCAAGAAUUUUUUCUGUAGAUUAAACCAAUUUGAGCACGCAUUACCAUCUUAGGCUAAGAACUAGUGAUACAGGACAGAACAGCUGUUCUACAGCAGUUUCAUAGUUGGUAUGCCAAGGAGCUGACAUAACACUGAGCAAGCCAUAAAUUAAAUGACAUCUGAGGAUUCAAACUGAGACAAAGCAAUCUGGGGAAAUGAAUGGUACACCCUUUGCAUGAGCAAUUCAUGAUUAAAGAUAGCUAUCAAUUUUAAAAUCACACAGAACAAAGGUUAAAAUUGUGGGAUGCAGGUCAUGGAAAAGUCCAGUCGCUUUGUGAAUAGAGAUGACUUAUAUAAGGGUUUAUAUGAUGAUCUUUCCCACUCUAGACAGAAGAAUAUGUUGCUACUGAAUAAGAUUUCUGCAUGGAUUUCUGCUUUCACACUGCUUUUGCUGACUCAAAACCCUGUCUGCACAUCUGCCGUCACGGCCUGUGGAGUGUUCGUGGAUCCACCUGCCAAUAUUGAGAUAACAGAUCCUGGCCUCCUGGGUCACCUUAGUAUCCACUGGACUCGACCAGACAGCAUUCAGAACCUGACAGACUGCACAGUACGAUACCAACUUCGAUACUAUGACACCUUUGAGGAACGGUGGCGGAGUGUCCGAACUCUCAAGCUGAACUUUGCUGCCCAGUUUGACCUUGAGAAGCCAGUCAAAGUGAGGAUGCUCACUUUGUUGAAGUGCCCCUGCACCAAUGGGACAGAAGUCCAAGGGGAGGAGACAGAGAGAGUGUACACACCUGAACUUACAGGUGUGGAAGGAUCAAGAAUAAGAGAAUUUCACUGUGUUUUCUAUGGGAAUGAGUACAUGGACUGCACCUGGGAAUCAGGACCUGCCAAGCUUCUAAAUUCACAGCACCACCUCUAUUACUGGCACAGUGAAAUGGAUGAAACAAAGGAAUGUCCAGAAUACAUUGUGAUAUCUGGAGUUCGGAGAGGAUGCAGGUUUCCUCGAACAUCUCUCACAGAGUUCUCAACAUUUAUUGUGUGUGUAAAUGGAUCCUCUCCAGCAGGAAAUUUGAGAACUGCCUUUUUCUCUUUGGAGGUUCAAAACCACGUAAAACCAGCAGCUGUCUCCUCUCUCCGACUCCAAGUCUCAGAAAAGAAAAGGCUGGUGAAGUUAGAUUGGGCGCCACCCAGUGGUAUGGUGCCAGAACACUGUUUGGAAUAUGAGGUGGAAAGUAACACUACGAUGGCAGAUGGCACUGAUCACCAGCAGAGGAAAGGUCUUGAGAAUACAUCUUUUGACUUCCUGAAGGAGGGAGAAAGUAAGAAAACCUGCUUUCGUGUCAGGUCAAAGGUGAACAUGUACUGUGCUGAUGCAGGAUUCUGGAGCAACUGGAGCCAAACAAAGUGUACAGCUUCACAAGAGACAUACAUACCUGCAUGGGAUCAUCUCACUCUGGUGGGCCUCCUGGUUAUCGCCUUUGUUUUAGUCCUUGUCCUCUGUCUUUCAUUAUGGAUAUUAAGGAAGAUAACAUUUCUUUUUUUGCACAGCUGCAUGAAAAAGACCAGCAAGAAAGGUGUUCUCUACACGUUAUACAAGCAAAAAUUCAACAAGAGCAUGCCCACAAUCCUGAGUCCUAUUUUCCAGUGAUCCUCACUGUAACCAUCUACACUGUAUUACCAUUUAGCUGUUCUAGACUGCAGUGAAAGCCCAAACAAGCACAGGGGAGUGAGAUUUGAAAUAAGUUGCAGAGUUUACAUUUUAGUGCUUAUGCAGGGCUGAUAGGACCAAUAGUGUUGUGGAUAAACAAUGGUGGGCACUUAAAAGCACCACAGCAUUGAACUGAAUGUAUUAAUCACUUUUUUUACUGAACCACUAUACUACUACCUGUUAUGUUUACACACACACACACACACACGCGCACACACACACACACACACACACACACACGCGCGCGCACACACACACACACACACACACA